This is a messenger RNA of Phaedon cochleariae (mustard beetle), 303 nucleotides long. NCBI's taxonomy places the organism in Eukaryota, Metazoa, Arthropoda, Insecta, Coleoptera, Chrysomelidae. The record is from the annotation of a GenBank genome assembly.
AUGCAGGAUCUCUUCCAUCUCUUCAGCAGAUUGCUUAUGGUUUUCUUGGUAGCUUCCAUGGUUGCAGUGAGUGCAAGACGAAUGGAUGAUAAUACGUUGCCAGAAAAUAGCCAGUUGAUUGCCGAUCCAGAGACCAACCAAAUAGAUUCGGGGCUCAAGCAACUGCAAAUAGAACUGCUCGCACAACGUUUGGCCGAAAUGAACAGCCCUAUAGGGUUCCAGCGAGACCUGAGGAGUGAAACGGAACGGAAACGCCGCUUUCGCGCAUGCUAUUUCAACCCUGUCAGCUGCUUCAAGAAGUAA